CGCCGAGGGGAGGGGGAGGGACGGGGGAGGGGUCCGGCUGCCCCGGAAGCACCUCCCCGCCAGCCCCCUCCUCCAGCCCGGCCCGCAGCCCCCGGCCUGCAGCCCCCACCCUCUCGGCCCGGCAGGAAGUGACAGGCCCCGAGCGAGCCCCGGAGGCCUGGCGGAGCCGCGGCCGGCCCGCACCCGGAGCGGCGGGAGGGGCGGGGAGCCACGGCCGCGCCGGGCGCCUCCCACCCCGCUCUCGGCGCCCCCGCCCCUCCAGGAAGGGGAGGAGGCGAGGGGAGCCCGCCGCGGAGGCCGAGCGAGCCCCCCGCCCAGCCCGGCGCCGGGGGACCCCGGCACGUGAGGUGGACGCCCCCCCGAGAGCACUCGGGUGCAGAGCCAGGCGCGGAGGUCUUGAGUCCGAGCGCCAGCCUCGGGCACCCUGGACCUCUAUCAUGGAGACUGAGAGUGAGCAGAACUCCAACUCCACCAAUGGGAGUCCCGGCUCUGGGGGCAGCGCUCGGCCCCAGAUAGCUCAGAUGUCGCUGUAUGAACGGCAAGCGGUCCAGGCUCUGCAGGCACUGCAGCGUCAGCCCAACGCGGCUCAGUAUUUCCACCAGUUCAUGCUCCAGCAGCAGCUCAGCAAUGCCCAGCUGCAUAGCCUGGCCGCCGUCCAGCAGGCCACGAUUGCUGCCAGUCGGCAGGCCAGCUCCCCCAACACCAGCAGCGCCCAGCAGCAGAGCACCACCACCCAGGCCUCCAUCAAUCUGGCCACCACGUCGGCCGCCCAGCUCAUCAGCCGAUCCCAGAGUGUGAGCUCUCCCAGUGCUACCACUUUGACCCAAUCUGUGCUUCUGGGGAACACCACCUCCCCACCCCUCAACCAGUCCCAGGCCCAGAUGUAUCUACGGCCACAGCUGGGAAACCUAUUGCAGGUAAACCGGACCCUGGGCCGGAAUGUGCCUCUAGCCUCCCAGCUCAUCCUGAUGCCUAACGGGGCGGUGGCCGCGGUCCAGCAGGAGGCGCCAUCUGCCCAGUCUCCGGGAGUUCACACAGAUGCCGAUCAGGUGCAGAACUUGGCAGUCAGGAACCAACAGGCCUCAGCCCAAGGACCCCAAAUGCAAGGCUCCGCUCAGAAGGCCAUUCCUCCUGGAGCCUCCCCUGUCUCCAGCCUCUCCCAGGCCUCUAGCCAGGCCCUCGCUGUGGCUCAGGCUUCCUCUGGGGCCUCAGGCCAGUCCCUCAACCUUAGUCAAGCUGGUGGAGGCAGUGGGAAUAGCAUCCCAGGGUCCAUGGGUCCAGGUAGCCAGGCACCUGGGGGCUUGGGUCAGUUGCCUUCCUCAGGAAUGGGUGGUGGUGGGAGCUGUCCCAGGAAGGGCACAGGAGUGGUGCAGCCCUUGCCUGCGGCCCAGGCAGUGACUGUGAGUCAGGGCAGCCAGACAGAAGCAGAAAGUGCAGCGGCCAAGAAGGCAGAAGCAGAUGGGACUGGUCAGCAGAGCGUGGGCAUGAACCUGACACGGACAGCCACACCUGCUCCCAGCCAGACCCUUAUUAGCUCAGCCACCUACACGCAGAUCCAGCCCCACUCCCUGAUCCAGCAGCAGCAGCAGAUCCACCUGCAGCAGAAGCAGGUGGUGAUCCAGCAGCAGAUCGCCAUCCACCACCAGCAGCAGUUCCCGCACCGCCAGGCGCAGCUGCUGCACACGGCCACCCACCUCCAGCUGGCCCAGCAGCAGCAGCAGCAGCAGCAGCAGCAGCAGCAGCAGGCCGCGCCCCUCCCUGCCCCCCCGCCCCCUCAGGGCCCCCCCGCCCAGCAGGCCCCGCCUUCGCAGUCCCAGCAGCCAGCCCAGACUCUGGUUGUCCAGCCCAUGCUGCAGUCUUCGCCCUUGUCGCUCCCUCCUGACCCAGCCCCCAAGCCCCCCGUCCCCAUCCAGUCCAAGCCACCUGUGGCCCCUGUCAAGCCUCCUCAGCUGGGGGCUGCUAAGAUGUCAGCCACCCAGCAACCUCCGCCCCACAUCCCCGUGCAAGUCGUGGGCACCCGACAGCCAGGUACAGCCCAGGCCCAGGCUUUGGGGCUGGCCCAGCUGGCAGCUGCCGUGCCUGCUUCCCGGGGGAUGCCAGGCACAGUGCAGCCUGGCCAGGCCCACUUGGCCUCCUCGCCGCCUUCAUCCCAGCCCGCUGGUGCGCUGCAGGAGGGCCCGCCUGCGUUGGCCUCGGGGAUGACCCUGGCUCCUGUGCAGGGGACGGCGCAUGUGGUGAAGGGGGCGGCUACCGCCUCCUCACCUGUUGUGGCCCAGGUCCCUGCCGCCUUCUACAUGCAGUCUGUGCACCUGCCGGGCAAACCCCAGACAUUGCCCGUAAAACGCAAGGCUGAGUCAGAGGAGGAGAGAGACGAUAUCUCCACGUUGAGUUCAAUGCUUCCUGCGAAGGCGUCUCCGGUCGUAGAGAGCCCGAAGGCCAUGGAGGAGAAGGGCGGUCUUGGAGACAAAGCUGAACCAGUGACCAGUGUGAAUGCUAGUACCCCGAGCAGUGAUGUAGUAGCCUUGGCUCCUGCCCCGUCAGCACCGCCUCCCACGCUGGCCAUGGUGUCCAGACAGAUGGGUGACUCCAAGCCCCCACAGGCCAUCGUGAAGCCCCAGAUUCUCACCCACAUCAUUGAAGGCUUCGUUAUCCAGGAAGGAGCAGAACCUUUUCCGGUGGGUUGUUCUCAGUUACUGAAAGAGUCUGAGAAGCCACUGCAGACUGGCCUCGUGACAGGGCUGAAUGAGAAUCAGUCGGGUGGCCCCUUAGGUGGGGACAGCCCAUCUACUGAGCUAGAUAAGAAGGCGAACCUCCUGAAGUGCGAGUACUGUGGGAAGUACGCCCCUGCAGAGCAGUUUCGCGGCUCCAAGAGAUUCUGCUCCAUGACUUGCGCGAAGAGGUAUAAUGUGAGCUGUAGCCACCAAUUCCGGCUGAAGAGGAAAAAGAUGAAAGAGUUUCAAGAAGCCAACUAUGCCCGCGUUCGCCGGCGCGGACCCCGCCGCAGCUCCUCCGACAUCGCCCGUGCCAAGAUCCAGGGCAAGCGUCACCGGGGUCAAGAGGACUCUAGCCGGGGUUCAGAUAAUUCCAGUUAUGAUGAAGCACUCUCUCCAACAUCUCCUGGGCCUUUAUCCGUGCGAGCGGGGCAUGGAGAACGUGACCUGGGGAACCCCAAUACAGCUCCGCCUACACCAGAAUUACAUGGCAUCAACCCUGUGUUCCUGUCCAGUAAUCCUAGCCGUUGGAGCGUAGAGGAGGUGUAUGAGUUUAUUGCUUCUCUACAAGGCUGCCAAGAGAUUGCAGAGGAGUUUCGUUCCCAGGAGAUUGAUGGACAGGCCCUUUUAUUACUUAAAGAGGAACAUCUUAUGAGUGCCAUGAACAUCAAGCUGGGCCCUGCCCUCAAGAUCUGCGCCAAGAUAAACGUCCUCAAGGAGACCUAAGGUGGCCCUCUUGCACGAACCAGCCUAAGGCAGACACUCCCCACUGUCCAGGUUAUAACCUGGUGCCAGCAGAGACUUCACAGGGAAGACAGAGCUGUUCCAAUUAUGUAUGUCUUCUGUAGAGGGGAUUACUGAGACAGGGAAGACAAGUGCAAGAAUUGGUCGCUGGUGCUACAUGGUGGCGGCUUUGACAUUUCUCUGGGUUCUACUUUACUUUUUAAAUCUUUACGAUUCUCACCUACCCUAAUCCAAUCUUUAUAACAGAGGCAGUCUGGAGAACUAGGACUGCUCGGCCUUAUCCCGGAGCGGAGUGUCUAGCCAGGGUCAGAAUUCUCCUAGAGGAGCAAUGUACAGUAUGGUGAGGCGAGGAAAUGGGUGGAAUGUAGGUGUGCCUCCGCAGUGGGGGAGCUAGGGUUUUCUAGCUUGUGUGACACAAGCAGCAAAAUCUGGCACUCCCUCUUCCCUCUGGAUCGUCUGACUGUAGCUGUGGCCCAGAGUUUUGUUGUCACUCCCUUAGUACUGGAUAUUUUCUCCUGCAUCCGCGGCAGGGUCACCAGCCAGGGUAGAGACUGGGUUGGCAUCAUUCUGAUUUGCUGCAGGGACUAAAAGUUUUGGGCACACAUGUGGCUGUUGUCUUUCUUUCCGCAUCCCCCUGCUCCUUUCCAGUUUAUCUGUUGUCUCCUACCCCACCUUUCUUUUCCAUUCCAACUCUGCUCUGUCCUAUAGCUUUAUAAAGCAGGAGCGCGUGGGACUGAGGUCAGGAAUAGAAGUACCUGCCUUAGGCGCUAUACCUUAUACAACAAAAAUAUUAAAUAUUUUUUUUCCUCCUCAGUAAAAGGAUGAAAAUUGGUCUCAGUUGUCUCUUACUCCAUCAUUCCAGUGUAUCUACCCUCUUCUUUCACACAAAUGACUAGGCCAAUGUGGUUUUUUUUUUUUUAAUCUUUUAACUGUUUUUGUACCAAAAAAUGUAUAUAUUUUUUGCAUUUUUAAAACACCAGAGUGUGGGGGAGGGAUGCAAACAAAUAACAAAAAAGAUGCUUUUAUGACAUUAUUUUCCCUGUUUAGAAAGAAGAAAAAAAAUCAUUCCAAUAGUAUUUAAAAGUCCAAAGAUGAAAUCAUUUCAUUUCCUUCUCUAAAGGCUAAAAAAGGCCCCUGCCUGUUGAUUCCAUCCUCCUGUGUCCAGUGGAGCCAUGUUACUCUUCAGUGGCCCAGGCUCACUAUCACACAAAGAUCAGGCCAGGUUUCUGGGCACAUGGCCUGAACAGAAAGGUGGAAGCAUCAGAAGAUUAAGACCGUCUCCCCACAGAAAUAAGGUCGUGGGCAAGAAGACACGUCCCUGAGCCAGAAAAAGGGACACGUGCCGCAGCCGCCACAGCCAGGGCGGAAGAUGGCAGAGCCCUGGAUGUCCCACUUCUGCUUCCAUUCCCUUUCCAGAAGACUGGGGGCAAAAAAAAAAAAAAAAAAAGUCAAAA
Messenger RNA from Balaenoptera ricei (Rice's whale), 4909 nucleotides. It is a transcript of the gene PHC1, whose product is annotated as polyhomeotic homolog 1. The record is from RefSeq and is a predicted model, not a curated record. Bases 438 to 3437 code for a protein of 999 amino acids. Gene Ontology annotation, cellular component: PRC1 complex; nucleus. Gene Ontology annotation, molecular function: protein binding; zinc ion binding. The transcript has 15 exons. Lineage: Eukaryota; Metazoa; Chordata; Mammalia; Artiodactyla; Balaenopteridae.